UGCUUCUCUGCCUGCAGCACAACUUCACCAGAAGAUGGACAAAAGGCACUGGUGGUUCGCCUCCAAGCUGCAGGAGACCUUCCACUUCGGCGGCUUCGACAACCCCACGCUCCUGGAGGAUUUCCUCACGGACCCCGACGUCACCGAGCUCAUCAACUCCUUCCUCGCCCCGGGCGAGCCCCGCAAGCUCUUCUUCUACUGUGACGGGCCCACGCCGCUCAAGGAUGGGUCCAGCUUCAACUAUGUGACGUUGGCUCCGACCGUGUCCCCCCGCAGGCUCCACGCGACUUCUGAGCUCACUAGCGAAGCAUUGAACCGCGGGAAAGUUUGCCUUUACGUCCUCCGUGCAGACGCGAGCAACGAAGUCGAGCCGUCGCAGAUGGAACGAGAGCUGUUCUGCGGAGAGAUCCGUCACUCGGCGCUCUCCUCUCUCGCGGCGCUACUGUGCGAAGCCUACAACCCCCUCCUCCACUCGCAAAAGGACUGGGGCGAGUGCAGCGAGACUGCUGUCGCGAGCUUUUUGGAAACCUUCGAUCGGCAUUCGUCGGCUCUGCUGGAGACAGCGAGUCUCUCGCAGGCGCGGCGACAGCUUCUCCCGCGGCCGUCGGCGGAGCUGCAGGCGAUGCAGCAGCACAGGCGAACCAACGUCUUGAGUAUGGACAUGGUGGCGGAGUGCGAGGAGCUGGUGGGGGGGUGCAUCAACUACAUCGAGGGCCUUCUCCUUGAGGCCACAGACGAGAGGAUGGAGAACCCUCACUCAAGCCCUCUGUCAGAGGUGAGCAAAUGGCGACAGAGACACGGCCUCCUCACUGCAGUGGUGGAGCAGCUCAAGACCAAGGAAAUGAGAGGUGUCUUCACGCUCCUGGUGGCUGCCAAGUCCAGACUCCUCAAGAAAUGGAAGACCACCGACUCACAAUUAACAGAUGCCUUCAACACUGCUCGUGACCGUGUCAGAUAUUUGGAAAGUCUCUCUCCACAUUUGGAGGCACUGGAGGCCAGCCCCUCCCUCCCCACCCUCCUCUCCUCACUCCUCCCUGCCCUCGUGGCCGGCGUGAAGAAGAUGGAAGGAAUCUCCAGAGCCUUGGCUCGCUCAGGCUACCUCGGAAUCCUGUUUACCAAGAUAUCCAAUGCUAUUUUGAGGAUCUGCACAGCCAGUAUUAAGACCUACUGCACCAGGCAGGACGAGAAAGACAAAUUCUGGGACAUUCUAUCAUCAGUUAUUGAGGCCAAAGCAAAGAGUAACAAGGAGCAUCCUUUUCUCACUCACCUCUCCCUCUGUCUUCAGGUGGCGUCUCAUUUCACGGAGAGUCUCCACCAUGUCAGAGAUGUUCUCACUGCACAGCCUCUCUUCACUUUCUCUCACACUCCAACCGUCGCACGAUCCAGUGUCUCCCUCAGUGGAGGGCACAAGAAGACCUCAACCUCCACUGGCGACAAGACCAACCAACCGGCAGCUCCCGGCUCCCUUAAACUGACUCUGACUUCAGUUCCUCCUGGUGGUGCUGCCUCGCCCGGUAUUGUGACUGGAGUAGCUCUGACACACGUGGAUCAGAUCACGACAUGUCUCGGGGAAAUGAACUGCCGAGUAUCGCAAGUGAUGGAGAUUGUAUCCACGCUGGCACAGUUCCAGAGUAUAGUCGGCUCUCUCAGAGGUCUUCCUAGGGCAUCGGGACUGUGGGAGUCCGACCCCCCAUUUGUCAAGACCUCUUUAGAGGGGGAUAACGACAGGGACAUCCCCGUUCCGGAGGGCUCGGUGAAUGCCAGUGACUACUUGGAGCAGGUGUUUGCCAGGAACGAAUAUCCCUUGCCUCCUCUGAAAAGUGAGGAAACAGUGGAGAAACCAGAGAUUGCGAAAGAGGAGAGCUCUCCUGUUCCACGUCUGCAGCCCGAGACUGAGACCACACCCCCACAGAUUACUACCCCUCCCCCUCCUCCAUCUCCCGGUGACAGUAUAGCGGAGCACGUCUGGUGCAGAUGUACGGCCAUAUUCACUGCCCUGGUCUCGGAGUGUCCACGUGGAUCCUCUGAUGUGUUCAGUGUCAGCAGAGGACAAUCUCUAACUGUCUUUCCAACUGCCUACACCUCUUACACCACCCACGUCUCCUCUCUUGAAACAGACAUCUCCAACUACUUGGCGGAUGCAGUACCAAAGAUGCCGUCAUCUCUGUCUGCAUUGGACGUAAUUGAGAGGUUUUCUGGUCUCAGAGAGAGAGAAGUGAUAGGAAAGGCUCUCCAGUCAGCCACUUCUAGAGCAUUCACCAAAUACUCAGCUGAGCUUGAAGAAAUCAAGACAAUCUACGAGAAGCAGAAGGGUCGACCCCCUGUCUCCCCCUCUCUCCCUCCCAUUGCGGGAACGUUGUCAUGGGUACGAGAGAUGCUGGUCAGGGUCACCAAACCAAUGGACACCUUCAAGACAAAUUCUCGCAUCAUGCAAUCUGUGGCAUCUCUGGAGGUGUGCAAGCUACAUAACCAGUUGUCCACGGCUCUCCUGAUGCAAGACACGCUCCUCAUCUCUCGCUGGCACAUGGCCAUCGAGACAGCUACGAUGUCUCUGGGGUUGCCCCUCCUCGUUCAGGACCCCACCUGCUGCAGAGAGGGAGAGACAUCGCCUCGCGUCAGAGUCAACUUUACUCAGAGUCUGUUGGACGUGAUAGCGGAGUCAAAAGCUCUGGGAGUGGCUGGGGUACAAAUACCUCAAGUUGCUAAAGUCAUCCUUUCACAGGAGGUGAGGAUGAAGAGGUUCAGACAGAGUCUGGAGCAAGUGGUGGGUGACCUGUACUCAGCUCUGGACUCUCUGGAUGUCCCUCUCAGGACACUCCUCCUCUCACACAUCGACUACCUCCACAGGUGCCUUCUUCCUGGCUGCUCUACCAUCACGUGGAGCACUCUAAAUAUCGACGCGUACCUCCACCAAGCCACGUCGGCCGUGGCCUCAUUCCAGACCACCGUGUCCCGGAUCCGUUCCAUACUGGACGAUCACGUGUACUCUGUACUCCGAGACAUUGCGAAAUCCUCGCUCUACGACGUGGAGCUCGCCACCAGCAGGAAAUGGGCUCCUCGUGAUUUCUCAGACGCAAUGAAGAGCUCGGUGGUGAGGAGGAUGUCUGAAGUGAAAGAUGCUGUAGCGGGGAUCCAGAGAGCGGUCCUGGCGUGUAUCGAGAGUUCUCGGUCAACUAGAGCUAAUACCACCACUGCUAGUAGUCAAGGAGGGUGGAGAGAGAGGGAGCGGGGAUGGAGGGUCACGGGGGAUGUCGGGGAGGGAGGAGAAGCCACCCUCAGCUACGUCUGUGGACUGGUCUUCAAUGCAGUGACUGAAAAGGUGGCUCUCUCUCUCUGCCAGCUGAGCACGGGGCUCAGGAGGAAAAGAGGCGAAGGAGAUGGAGGAGUGGAAGAAUCUUCUGAGAAUCGCGUAAUUGGACAAUUGAGUCGAUCGUUUGUGGAUCUAUCCGGUCAGCGGACCGUGAGGUUUCAAGAUUCUCAAACUGUCGACAACCCGAGAGCUGUGUUGGCCGAGUUCUCUCACAGAAAUCGUUCCAAGUUCUCUGAAACUGUUCCUCAGUUGCAGCUGGAGGCCCGAGUCCUGCUGUCUGUUCCACGACUCCUCAUGAAACCACGUCUCUCCGAUAUUCACUCCCUCUUCUACCAGCUCACCUCUCUCCUCCUCUCCCUCCUCAACGAGCUGUGCUGGUGGGCGGGGCCAGGGGCGGGGCGAGAGUUCCUGGUCAUGUGGGAUGCCAGUGGAGCUGUGGCUCUCAUCCACUCAGAAAUAUUUGAGAGAUUCAGAGACCUGGAGCCAGUGGUAGACCUUGCCAUAUCGUCGCUGAGAGUCCAUGACUUUCUCUGGAGGGAAGACAUGCACGCAGCCUACCAGAGCUUCCUUCAGACCCAGCCCACUCUGGCAGCCUGCUGUCAGCACAUUGAGAGGCUUAGUGAUGUGGAGAAAGAGCUGGGGAAGAUCCCGGCACUAUUCAGCAUCGGUCCACUCCAACUCUCCUCUCUCCCAGUCACACACUCCCUGUCUGCCCUCACUCUGGCCUGGAAACUGACAUAUGCCUCAUUUCUUCACGAUCAAGCCCAGUCCUCCCUGGGACCUCUGGUGGAGAGUAGACGACGGAUGACCCAAACCCUCCAGCAGCCCGUGGAGACUCUGGUCCAGUUGAGAGACAUCCUCCAACUGCUGCUCGACAUACAAGACCUGCAGAGCUCCAUCCACGACCAGUACUCUCCCGUGGAGAACAUCUACUCUCUACUCCGACAGUACAUGGAGUCCUUGCCACGGAGCGAGGUGGUAGAGGUGGACUCGCUGAGAGGAGACUGGGAGGAUCUGGUGACACUAGCUGACACCACUCGCCACCUCCUCCUCCACGACCAGAGGCACAUCCACCAGAGGGAGACAGAGAAACAGGUGAGGGAGCUCCAAAUGGAGAUGAUAAAGUUCAGCAACAGUUUCGACACUGAGGGACCUCUGGUACCAGGACUCUCUCCACAUGCUGCCAUUCAGAGACUGGAGUCAUUCUCGCGGCAGUGUGAAGAGCUGGAGGCCCACCGACAGCUGCUGACAUCGGUCCAGACCCUCCUCUCCCUCCCCGUCUCCUCCUACCCCGAGCUGGACCAGACACGAGGCGAUCUCUUACAUCUCCACUCCCUCUACUCCAGCUACAGCCAGUUCCUCCAGUUUGACCAGCAGUUUCGCGGGACCCUGUGGCUGAACGUGCAGCUAUCGGAGGCGGAGGAGACUCUGGAGAGACUGUGGGAGGAGACCGCCCGUCUGCCUCCCGCCCAGCAGGAGUGGAGUCCGACCAUUCAACUGAGGGCUGACAUCUGCCAGUACAGAGACCUCCUCCCUCUCCUCGCACGGCUUCACUCUCGGGAGGUUCGCAACAGGCACUGGCUGCAGGUGAUGCGUGUCACCAACUGUACAUUUCAACUGGAGGGCUCCGCAUUCAGACUGUCGCAUAUCCUCGACGCCUCUCUCCUCUUGUAUGAGGAUGAGGUGGAGAAGAUAGUCAGAUGUGCACAGAGCGAACUGAAACUGGAGAACGAGUUUCACGCCAUUGAGGAGAGCUGGAACGAACAGGUGCUCCAGUUUGCCUCCUACAAAGGUUUAGGAGAGGUGCUACUGGACGUGGAUCACACCCACUCUCUCUGCGAGGGACUGGAGGGGGCGGGGCUAAGACUGGCCAGAAUGCUCGUCUCUGAUCAUGUGACCCACAUGAGGGAUGAUGUCAUGCAGUGGGCGGGGCGACUUGCCAGAGUUCACGACCUUCUAACCCAGUGGCUGGAAGUUCAAGAACUGUGGAGGCAACUGGAAUCCGUUUUCUUCUCUUCCUCCUCCUCUCUCUCCUUUCUGGACGAGACGACUCGUUUCAAGGCCCUCACCUCCUCGUGGGUGGAGCUAAUGUCCUCCGCCCGGGUGUCACCGGGUGUGGUGGAGUGUUGUGAGAGUGGGGAGGAGGGGAGAGGUGCCACCCUCCUCCGACUGAGUCAGGAACUGGAACUCUGCAAGAAUUCCCUCUCCCCAUACCUCCUCUCAAAACGACAGGCGUUUCCGAGGUUUUUCUUCCUGACUGACGAUGCCCUGCUAGACAUUCUCUCCUCGCCUCUCUCCCCCUCUUCCCUCGCUCCCCACCUCCCCUCCCUCUUCACCAGCACACGCUCACUCCUCACACCCUCACCUCCAUCCACUGCUAACGAAGGGGAGAACCCUCUAAUUAUCACGGCAGUGGAAUCAGAAGAACUUGAGCGACUGGACCUGAAUCAACCAGUGACUGUGUGUGGAGAGGUGGAGGUGUGGCUGUCUCUCCUCCUCUCCUCCAUCCGUUCCUCCCUCUCCUCCCUCCUGGCCUCCUCCCUGGGCACCGAGGACCUCCUCCAACCGCACCUCCCCUGCCAGAUUGCCUCUCUCAACCUCUUCCUCAAAUGGACCUCUGACACAGAGCUGGCUCUGUCCCAGUGUCGCUACGACAAACGAGCUCUCCCAGGGCUGAGGUCAAAGUUCACCACCUCUGUCGUGGGGAAACUGACGCACAUGUUGAUGAGAAGUCGUCGCAAGGCCGGAGACCACACCUCGUCGUCUCAUCAUCAUCAUCUUGUUCUUCCCUGCCAGCAGCUGAGACUACAGGCUAUGACUGCAUUGGCGGUGUGGUUGAGGGACGUAACAGACAGCCUGUGUCACCACACCGUUCAUAGUGGGGCAGACUUUGAGUGGCAGCGCUACCCUCGCCUCUACGUGUCUCCAGACUCCGCCCACCCCGACACGCCCCCCUCGCCACACCCCCAGAUUGAGCUGAGGUGUCUUCACAUGAGAAUGGGGUAUGGGUUUGAGUACGCGGGAUGUCGGGCCCUCCCUGCCUUCACCUCUCGAAUGAACAACUACAUGAUAUCCCUCAUGCAGGGAAUGGAAUCGGGACUGCACAGUAUGGUAUCGGGACCGCGUGACUCGGGGAAGGAGGAGGUGGUACGCGGAGUGGCCCAGCUGAUGGGGAGGUUCCUGUUCGUUUAUCACUGCACCGCCCACUCAGACACUCACACACUAGCUCGUGUCAUGGAGGGUCUUGCACAGAGUGGAGGCUGGGGCUGCCUGAGUGAUAUUCACUCCCUCCCACGGAGUACUCUGAGCGUCGUGUGCCACAUGGUCGAAGCUGUUAGCUCCGCUCUUCAAGACAAACUGACUACCUUCAAGACACCAUCUGGCAGAGAGACUCAGCUGAAACCAGGAAUGCUGGUAGUGUUCACCUCGACAGGCCACACCCCCUGGCCCCUCCCACCCAGUCUAGCUCCGAUAUUCCGCACCUUUCGUCUCCCUUCGCGGGACCCCGCCCUCUUCCUCCUGGCCCGCUGCACAGCUCUCGGACUGCGAUCCCCCCGUCAGCUCUCCUGUAAACUGGCUUCUCUUCAUCACAUGGCCAACAGUCAGCUAGACACAAGGCUGCCUCUCCACACCAUCUCCCAAGUCUUGACAGAACUGGUGUCUUCCCAAAGAACCAGGCUGGUAGCAGGCCACACCCACCACAUCAAGUCCGACGCUGGCGUCGCAGGAGGCGGAGGAAAGGGUGUGGAGGAACACUGUUCACAUCGUCAGAUGACUAGUCGCUCCUCACCAGUGAAGGAAGCACACACAGGGCAGAAGACAAUCUCGCUGGUGACCACACCCCCUUUCACCCAGCCCCUCCCACCCUCCGCGGCUCGAGAGCACGCCGCCGUAGCUCAGCUGACAUACUCCCUCCUGGCUCCUCGCUUCCCUUCUCAGGAGCGUGCAGUGUUUCUGGAGAUGGUGAAAUCCACCUUCGCUCUGGACAGCUCUGUUGUACUGACACCCCAUCAGCUGGUGGGUGUGGCCAGCCAGACACAGACCCCACCCACUUCCUCUGCAACAGGAAAUGAUCCAGGGAUCGAAAAAAUUUUGCCCACAGUUGCGAAAAAGGCGGGGCUAGUUGCCACGGAUACCUGGUCGGCAAAAGUGAAAGAGAUACUUUCGAUAGUCCAGCUAACAAGACGACACUUAAUGCUAACUGGUGAGGCGGCUUCGGGAAAGACCACCGCUCUCAACACAGCUGCGGCCACACUCAACGCUCUCCCGUACCAGAGGUCAAAGGUCGAAAUUCACCGGGUGUUUCCCGGGGUGUUUGAUGACGUCUCGACUCUGAUUGGUCGGUUCUCUCCUGGCGGAGUCUGGGAGGAUGGAGUGGUCAUCUCUCUAGUCAGGAGAGGACUCAAGGCCUCUUUGUCGUCAAUGUGGGCGUGUCUUGAUGGAACUCCGUCUGAAUCCUGCCUUCAUCCCCUCACUGAACUCCUCUCUGGCUCCAAUACUCUGACCCUGCCGAGUGGCGAGAGAGUGGUGGGCGGGGCCGAGUCUGGUCUGAGACUGGUUAUGGAGACUGGGAACCUGAACACUGCCACUCCAGCCUCCCUACACACCUGCGGUGUGGUGUUCUUUGGCUGUGAUGUGUUGUCAUGGAAACCGCUGAUAGAGGUGUGGCUUCGUUCUCGUCACGGGAAGGAGAGGGCGUGUCUGCGGAAACAGUUGCCAUUGUUCAUGGGUCCGGUGGCAGCAAUGGUGUGUGGAGGAGACAGGGGGAGACGCUGCUGGCACAGCGAGGUCGGACUGACACAGACCUGCCUGGCCUACCUCUCGUCUCUCCUGAAUAUCUACAGUGAGACUGCCGAGUCGUUUAGUCAGAUACAUGUGUUGAGACUUCUUGUGUUCAGCAUCAUAUGGAGCUUUGGUGCUGUCCUGGAACCAGGUGUAGAGAGAGAGGACUUUGGACGUCUCCUCAAAUCCCUCACCAACAGUCUCCCGGAUGACGACACCGUCUACUGUGUGUUUGACUACCAUGUGGACGAGAGUGGGGAGUGGGACACGUGGCAGACUAGACUUCCUUCUCCUCGCACCAGAGAGACCACACCCCCUCCCGUGGACCUCCUGGGGGGUGUUCAUGUCGAUACCACUGACACUGUGAGAGUGGAACUGUUGCUGGAUCUUUCCCUCUCGGCUGGAAGGAAUGUGAUACUAACAGGUCCCCGUGGCUCAGGCAAGACUUCCGUCUGCAAACACUUCCUCCAGGCCAGGGCUCUGAGUCAUGUGACCAGUGAGGGGGUGUGUCACCUCAGUCUGGAUGGCCACGCCUCCUCGUCAUGUCUCCAUCGCUUCAUGGAAGUUCACAUGCACCACAGCCAAGGUUCCACGUACAGACCACAAGACCAGAGAACUCUGCACCUCUUUAUCGACGACCUCCACCUCCCACUACUGACCACACCCACUCUACAAGAAGCCACACCUCCCUCCACACACGAGUACUUGCGGCAGCUGAUGGACAGCGGUGGGGUGUACUCACUAGGAAAGCCCAACACUCUGUCUACCAUUGAAAACCUCUCCAUCUUCACCGGAUUCACCACAACCUCCUCCUCCUCACCCUACCUCCCCUCCCCUCGCCUCCUCCGACAUUUCUCCAUCGUUACCCUCCCCGAGUUGACCGGAGCUCCCCUGACUACAAUACUCACUGACAGCCUCAGGUCGCACUGUGCCGGGAGGGCGGGGCUGGAGGCGGAGUCAGGUGGCCUAUCGUCUGUUGUAGAGAAGACUGCUGCAGUUUUUCUUGAAGUGAGAGAGUCCCUAACACCCUCUGACUUGCCCGGGAGACGACAUUACUUCUUCUCUCUGUCCCACAUUGAAUCUGCCUUCCAGGGGCUCUACCACUGCCUUGGUUCCAGUUCUCGUCCCAGUGUGGGUCUCAGCUGGUACCACGAGAUUACUCGCUCCCUCACUGGCCCUCUCUGCCACUCCACCGAUCGCGACUGGCUCAACUCUCUCAUCAACAGCAUUGCUGAAACGUUGCCAGGUGGACUGCCGAAGCCACUCCCAGUCUGUCUGUCUGCCAUUCCUCUGGAGAUCAAACAGGGGGAGGAGCAACCACCUCUGGAGACCACACCCAUCAAUCAACUCGUUGAGCUGGAGCUCCACCCAGUGAUUGAUUGUUACGACAUUGAGGGGACGCUGCAUCAAUACCUGAUGAGGGGUAGCUGUAUUCUGUGUGGUCCUGGAGGUCAACAGCUCCACUCCCUGGCCAAGUUCUCACUCUACCUCGCCGGAUACCAGCUGCACACUCUGGACUCCUCCUCCCUCCCCGCAUUCUGUUCCAGUCUCAGGGCCCUGUUCCGUAGGACCGGUCUGGAACGGAAACCAAUAUCAGCCAUCCUCACAGAGGAGGACAUGGAGAAAGUAGGAGUUCUGCAGGAACUGAACUCUCUCUUUGCCACCGGCGAACUCCCUUCCCUCUUCUCCAACGACGAAAUGAGCGGAAUUCUUCACGCUCUGGGUCCGUCCAUCAAGAGAGACUUUCCCAGUGAGGACACUCAUCCGAUGCAGUAUUUCACCGCACGCAUCGCACGCUACUUUCGCCUGGUCAUGUGUGUCUCUCCCUCCUCUACCCUCUUCACCUCCCAGUCACAG
Geodia barretti is the source of this 9949-nucleotide messenger RNA. Lineage: Eukaryota; Metazoa; Porifera; Demospongiae; Tetractinellida; Geodiidae. The record is from the annotation of a GenBank genome assembly.